GCCGCCGGGGAGACACCCCUGGCCCGCGGGCCCGCCCCGGCUCCGCCGCCUGAGCCGCCGUGAGGGAGCGCGGCGGGGCCGUCCCGCGCCAUGGAGCGCUACGAGAAGCUGGGCAAGGUCGGGGAGGGCUCCUACGGCGUCGUCUUCAAGUGCCGCAACAAGGACACGGGGCAGAUCGUGGCCAUCAAGAAGUUCCUGGAGUCCGAGGAGGACCCGGUGAUCAGGAAGAUCGCCCUGAGGGAGAUCCUCAUGCUCAAGCAACUCAAACACCCCAACCUGGUGAACCUGCUGGAGGUGUUCAGGAGGAAGCGGAAGCUGCACCUCGUGUUCGAGUACUGCGACCACACGGUUCUCCACGAGCUGGACAAGCACCCCCGGGGGGUGCCAGAGUACCUGGUGAAGAGCAUAACCUGGCAGACCCUCCAGGCCGUGAACUUCUGCCAUAAACACAAUUGCAUCCACCGAGAUGUAAAGCCAGAAAACAUCCUGAUAACAAAGCACUCUGUCAUCAAACUCUGUGACUUCGGUUUUGCUCGAAUACUGACCGGUCCCAGUGACUACUACACCGACUACGUGGCCACCCGCUGGUACCGCUCCCCGGAGCUGCUGGUGGGGGACACCCAGUACGGGCCCCCCGUGGACGUCUGGGCCAUCGGCUGCGUCUUCGCCGAGCUGCUCUCGGGGGUCCCGCUGUGGCCUGGGAAGUCUGACGUGGACCAGCUGUACCUCAUCCGGAGAACCCUGGGGGAUCUCAUUCCCAGGCACCAGCAAGUGUUCAGCACCAACCAGUUCUUCAGCGGGGUAAGAAUUCCAGACCCGGAGAGCAUGGAGCCAUUGGAAGCGAAAUUCCCCAAUAUUUCAUACUCUGCUCUGUCUCUCAUGAAGGGAUGCCUUCGGAUGGACCCUGCGGAGAGGCAAACCUGUGAGCAGCUGCUGCAGCAUCCCUACUUUGACAGCUUCAGGGAGGCGGUGGAUCUGGGGAAAGAACGUGAAAAGACAGCUCGGAAACCAGCCAGGCUGACUCGGAAGCACAUGCCAGGGUUCCAGCACCUGCCCCAGCUGACCAGCAGUAACGUUCUCCCAGCUUUGGACAGCAAGAAGCACUGCUGCAAAACAAGGAAAUCCAACUACCACUUCCCAAACAUCUGACCAGAUUCAGACUUGAUCAUUCGAAGUUCAAGGAUAAAUUCAGGGUUUAUAAAGGGAGGAUACACAGUGGAAAACUAAAUUACUAAAUGCUAUGACCUGUACAAAGUGAGUCCAGCCUGAUGAGAGGCUGCCUGACUGCUCCAGGUAGUUCCCAGCCUGCUCCAGGGAUACACCUGCCUUACUACUGCACUUACAGAUCACAGAGUAUUAAAACUACAGGUAGUGGCUUCACAGGCUCAACAGGCACCACUCCCAGGAGAACAGAUCAACCAAAACCUCUUGUUUCUUUACUCUUUUCAGAGUUUCUCCUGAGUGUUUCAUCCGUUGAUUGAGGUUGCUCUUCUUUGCUGUUUCUGACAAUAGUGAAGCCACUCGCUUGUAGUUACAGGAAUUGUUUUGAUCAAAACUAAUCAUGAACUUAAUUUAUAACAAUGGCCAGACACAGGUAGGAAUUCUACCUUAGUGUUUGUAUUAAGAGUGACUCGGGUUUGUGGAAUCUCAGGAUGUAAUAUUGGGUUGAUUUUGAAUAAAAGAAAUGUAGCUUGUUUUUCCAA
This is a messenger RNA of Neopelma chrysocephalum (saffron-crested tyrant-manakin), 1703 nucleotides long. It is a transcript of the gene CDKL1, whose product is annotated as cyclin dependent kinase like 1. Gene Ontology annotation, cellular component: nucleus. Gene Ontology annotation, biological process: protein phosphorylation. Lineage: Eukaryota; Metazoa; Chordata; Aves; Passeriformes; Pipridae. Gene Ontology annotation, molecular function: cyclin-dependent protein serine/threonine kinase activity; ATP binding. The transcript is spliced from 9 exons. The coding region runs from base 91 to 1149 and encodes 352 amino acids. The record is from RefSeq and is a predicted model, not a curated record.